AUGGCGGUGGAGACUCUGUCCCCGGACUGGGAGUUCGACCGCGUGGAUGACGGCUCGCAGAAAAUUCAUGCAGAAGUUCAGCUUAAGAAUUAUGGGAAAUUUCUUGAGGAGUAUACGUCUCAAUUGAGAAGAAUUGAGGAUGCACUGGAUGAUUCAAUUGGAGAUGUCUGGGAUUUCAAUCUUGAUCCUAUAGCAUUAAAGCUUUUGCCUUAUGAACAAUCUUCCCUUUUGGAACUUAUAAAGACUGAAAACAAGGUCUUAAACAAAGUCAUCACAGUUUAUGCUGCACUUUGUUGUGAAAUCAAGAAAUUAAAAUAUGAGGCUGAAACUAAAUUUUAUAAUGGUCUCUUGUUCUAUGGAGAAGGAGCCACAGAUUCUAGUAUGGUGGAAGGUGACUGCCAAAUUCAAAUGGGGAGAUUUAUUUCAUUCUUACAGGAACUGUCUUGUUUUGUUACGAGGUGCUAUGAAGUGGUGAUGAAUGUAGUCCAUCAGUUGGCUGUCCUCUAUAUCAAUAACAAGGUUGCACCCAAAAUUAUAGAGACAACUGGAGUUCAUUUUCAGACUAUGUAUGAGCACUUGGGAGAACUGUUAACAGUUUUGCUUACCCUGGAUGAAAUUAUUGAUAAUCAUAUCACAUUAAAAGACCACUGGACUAUGUACAAAAGGUUACUGAAAUCUGUCCAUCACAAUCCUUCAAAAUUUGGAAUUCAGGAAGAAAAACUAAAGCCAUUUGAAAAGUUCUUGCUGAAGCUAGAAGGGCAGUUACUUGAUGGAAUGAUAUUUCAGGCCUGUAUAGAGCAGCAGUUUGAUUCUCUCAAUGGAGGAGUAUCUGUGUCAAAAAAUAGCACUUUUGCAGAAGAAUUUGCACAUAGUAUUCGCUCAAUUUUUGCAAAUGUUGAAGCCAGACUUGGAGAGCCUUCUGAAAUUGACCAGAGAGACAAGUAUAUUGGAAUUUGUGGACUGUUUGUACUACAUUUUCAAAUUUUUCGAACUAUUGAUAAAAAGUUUUAUAAGUCAUUAUUGGACAUUUGUAAGAAGGUACCAGCCAUCACUUUAACUGCUAAUAUUAUUUGGUUUCCUGAUAAUUUUUUGAUCCAGAAAAUACCAGCAGCUGCCAAACUUCUAGAUAGAAAAAGUCUUCAAGCCAUUAAAAUACACAGAGAUACUUUCCUACAGCAGAAAGCUCAAUCACUUACCAAAGAUGUACAGUCUUACUACGUCUUUGUGAGCUCAUGGAUGAUGAAAAUGGAAUCUAUUUUAUCUAAAGAGCAGAGAAUGGAUAAAUUUGCUGAAGACCUCACCAGUAGAUGUAAUGUUUUUAUACAGGGCUUCUUAUAUGCAUACAGUAUUAGUAAUAUUAUUAAAACCACAAUGAAUCUCUACAUGUCCAUGCAAAAGCCAAUGACCAAAACCUCAGUUAAGGCAUUAUGCAGGCUUGUUGAACUUCUCAAGGCCAUAGAACAUAUGUUCUACAGGAGAAGCAUGGUUGUGGCUGAUUCAGUUUCACAUAUAACACAGCACCUUCAACAUCAGGCUCUAAAUUCCAUUUCUGUGGCCAAGAAAAGAGUAAUUUCUGACAAAAAAUAUAGCGAACAGCGUCUUGAUGUGCUCUCUGCUUUAGUUUUGGCUGAAAACACUCUAAAUGGACCAAGCACAAAGCAGAGACGCCUUAUUAUUUCUUUGGCACUCAGUGUUGGCACACAAUUGAAAACAUUUAAAGAUGAAGAACUCUUUCCACUUCAAGUAGUCUUGAAAAAGCUGGAUCUUAUCAGUGAACUUAGAGAAAGAGUGCAAGCGCAGUGCAACUGUUGUUUUUUAUACUGGCAUCGAGCUGUCUUCCCAAUUUAUUUAGAUGACGUAUAUGAAAAUGCUGUUGAUGCAGCCAGAUUACAUUACAUGUUCAGUGCUUUACGGGACUGUGUACCUGCUAUGAUGCAUUCAAGACAUUUAGAGUCCUAUGAAAUACUUCUGGAUUGCUAUGACAAGGAAAUUAUGGAAAUUUUAAAUGAGCACUUGCUGGACAAGUUGUGCAAAGAAAUAGAGAAGGAUCUGCGACUUUCUGUGCAUACUCAUUUAAAGCUGGAUGACCGAAACCCUUUCAAAGUUGGCAUGAAAGACCUGGCCCUUUUUUUCUCUCUGAAUCCAAUUCGCUUUUUCAAUCGUUUCAUUGACAUUCGAGCUUAUGUAACUCAUUACCUAGAUAAGACAUUCUACAAUCUUACAACAGUAGCUCUUCAUGAUUGGGCCACUUACAGUGAAAUGAGAAAUUUAGCUACUCAGCGCUAUGGAUUGGUUAUGACAGAGGCACAUCUUCCUAGUCAGACUCUGGAACAGGGCCUGGAUGUUUUAGAAAUUAUGAGAAACAUUCAUAUAUUUGUGUCUCGAUACCUCUAUAAUCUCAACAAUCAGAUUUUUAUUGAACGAACAAGCAAUAACAAACAUUUGAACACUAUUAAUAUUCGGCAUAUUGCUAAUUCAAUUCGAACACAUGGCACGGGAAUCAUGAAUACAACAGUUAAUUUCACAUACCAGUUUUUGAAAAAGAAGUUCUAUAUAUUUAGCCAGUUUAUGUAUGAUGAACAUAUCAAAUCCAGAUUGAUUAAAGACAUUCGAUUUUUCAGGGAAAUCAAGGACCAAAAUGAUCAUAAGUAUCCAUUUGAAAGGGCAGAAAAAUUCAAUCGAGGCAUCAGAAAACUUGGAAUAACCCCAGAAGGGCAAAGCUACCUUGAUCAGUUCAGGCAACUCAUCAGCCAAAUUGGCAAUGCCAUGGGCUAUGUACGAAUGAUAAGAUCCGGUGGCCUCCAUUGUAGCAGCAAUGCCAUUAGAUUUGUGCCUGAUCUUGAAGAUAUUAUAAAUUUUGAAGAAUUAGUAAAAGAAGAAGGUCUUGCAGAAGAAACAAUAAAAGCAGCAAGGCAUUUGGAUUCAGUCCUUAGUGAUCACACACGAAAUUCUGCUGAAGGCACAGAGUAUUUCAAAAUGCUUGUAGAUGUUUUUGCACCAGAAUUUCGAAGGCCAAAGAAUAUACAUCUCCGAAAUUUCUAUAUCAUUGUUCCCCCCCUGACCCUCAACUUUGUAGAGCAUUCCAUUAGCUGCAAGGAGAAAUUGAAUAAAAAAAAUAAAAUUGGAGCUGCUUUUACUGAUGAUGGUUUUGCCAUGGGUGUGGCUUACAUUCUAAAGCUUUUGGAUCAGUACCGGGAAUUUGACUCACUUCACUGGUUCCAGUCUGUUAGAGAGAAGUAUCUGAAGGAGAUAAGAGCAGUUGCCAAACAACAGAAUGUGCAGUCAGCUAGUCAAGAUGAAAAACUGCUACAAACCAUGAACCUCACCCAGAAGCGACUGGAUGUCUAUCUACAGGAGUUUGAGUUGCUCUAUUUCUCACUGAGCAGUGCAAGAAUUUUCUUCAGAGCUGACAAGACUGCAGCUGAAGAAAACCAAGAAAAGAAAGAGAAGGAAGAAGAGAUUAAAACAAGCAAUGGAGACCUGGCUGACAGCACUGGGCCUGCAGAUCGUGUUGUCAAAUGA
Messenger RNA from Pipistrellus nathusii (Nathusius's pipistrelle), 3522 nucleotides. NCBI's taxonomy places the organism in Eukaryota, Metazoa, Chordata, Mammalia, Chiroptera, Vespertilionidae. The record is from the annotation of a GenBank genome assembly.